AUGCUCAGGAACAGCAACAAUAAGGAAAGUAAUGGCUCUGAGGGAGCAGCAGCAGCAGCAGCACAACCGGCGUGCGCUGCAUGCAAGCAUCAGAGGAAGAAGUGCAAAAGAGAGUGCAUACUGGCACCAUAUUUUCCUGCUGAUAAAAGCAAGGAAUUCCAAGCUGUUCACAAAGUCUUUGGUGUUAGCAAUUUAGGGAAACUUAUGAGUAGUGUCAAGGAGGUGGAUAGAAAGAAGGCGUCGGAAUCGUUCAUAUGGGAAGCUAAUUGCAGGCUAAAAGAUCCAGCUUUAGGUCCUCGAGGAGAGUACCUGAAAGUUUGUGAGGAAUUGAAGAGAUACCAGAAACUCUGCGAAGAUCUGAACCGGACAGUGCAAUUAUACAGAACGACAACACGACCGGGGGGUGUCGCUGGAUGGAAUGGGAAUAAUGGGAUGGGGAAUGGAAUCAUGAAUAGCAGUCAUAAUGCAUUCAACUACAACAACAAUAACGGUAAUAACUUGAUGGCAGAUUUGAGCUCCCAUGGUUUUCAGUCACAUUAUGUUCAGAAUCCAGAUGAAGUACUAAAGCAACAAAAAGAUGUUGGCCCUAUUGUUGUUCCAUACCAACAGCAACAGCAACAGCAGCAGAAUUCACUAUAUGCCGGAUAUCAUCAGCGAGCUUGUAAGCAAUGUACCCUCCUAGACAAUUUUCAGUAUGAGCUAAAAAGUACUGAAAUAUCAAUCAUUGUCAGUUAUCGAAACACGGUCAAUAUGGUUCGAUGA
Molecule: messenger RNA, 762 nt
Organism: Tripterygium wilfordii
Lineage: Eukaryota; Viridiplantae; Streptophyta; Magnoliopsida; Celastrales; Celastraceae
Product: LOB domain-containing protein 2-like
Exons: 3
Coding region: 1-762 (253 amino acids)
Source: RefSeq, a predicted model, not a curated record